CUCCCGAGCCCGUGCGGAGCACAGGUUCAUCUUCCUACUUUCCCUCCCACUCCUUGCUCCAGGCCAGCACCUCCACUGCUUCCCUUGUGCCGUAGCAUCCACCCCAUCCCAAACCAGCCAUGUCUCGCCAGUCCACCGUCAGGAUCCAGAGGGGGAGAAGUGGCUUUAGCGCUGCGUCAGCCAUCGUGCCCGGCACGUGCCGCACCAGCUUCAGCUCACGCUCUGUCACCCAUGCUGGGGGCUGCAAUGCUGGUAGUGGCUUUGCAAGGGUUGGAGGUGGCUUUGGAAGCAGAAGCCUCUACAAUUUCGGUGGAUGCAAGAGGAUCUCUGCAGCUGGAAGGGGUGGGGGCUUCUACGGCGCCGCAGGGUUUGGUGGAGGUGCUGGGAGCAUGCUGGGCUACGGAUACGGGGCAUUUGGAGGCCCUGGGUUCCCUGCUGGUGGCAUCCAGGAGGUCUCCAUCAAUCAGAGCCUUCUGAAGCCCCUCAACCUGGAGAUUGACCCCAGCAUCCAGAGGAUCCGAAAGGAGGAGAAGGAGCAGAUCAAAACCCUCAACAACAAAUUUGCCUCCUUCAUUGAUAAGGUCCGAUUCCUCGAGCAACAAAACAAAGUGCUGGAAACCAAGUGGAGCCUGCUGCAGGAGCAGGGGAUGAAAACGGUCCGGAACAACCUGGAGCCACUUUUUGAGACAUACAUCAACAACCUGAGGAUGCAGCUGAACAGCCUGCUGAGCGACAAGGGGAGGCUGGAGGGAGAGCUCGUCAACACACAGUACCUGGUUGAGGACUUCAAGAAGAAGUACGAAGAUGAAAUCAACAGGCGCACCAUUGCAGAGAAUGAGUUUGUGACACUUAAGAAGGACGUGGAUGCUUCCUACAUGAACAAGGUUGAGCUACAAGCCAAGGCAGAUGCGUUGACCGAAGAAAUCAAUUUCCUGAGAGCCCUCUACGAAGCUGAGCUGUCCCAGAUGCAGACCCAGAUCUCCGACACCUCCGUGGUGCUGACCAUGGACAACAACCGCAACCUGGACCUGGACAGCAUUAUUGCAGAGGUGAAGGCGCAGUACGAGGACAUCGCCAACCGCAGCCGGGCUGAAGCUGAGUCCUGGUACCAAACCAAGUACGAAGAGCUGCAGGCUACCGCAGGAAGGCACGGUGAUGACCUCCGCAGCACCAAGCAGGAGAUCUCUGAGCUCAACCGCCACGUCCAGCGGCUGCGGGCUGAGAUUGACAGCGUGAAGAAACAGUGUGCAAAUCUGAAAGCAGCCAUUGCGGAUGCUGAGGAGCGCGGGGAGAUUGCCUUGAAGGAUGCCAAAGCAAAACUGGCCGAGCUGGAGGAUGCCCUGCAGCAGGCAAAGGCAGAUCUGGCCCGGCAGCUCCGCGAAUACCAGGAGCUGAUGAACGUCAAGCUGGCCCUGGACAUCGAGAUUGCAACCUACAGGAAGCUGCUGGAGGGCGAGGAGUGCAGGCUGGCUGGAGACGGUGUCCCAGUGAAUAUCUCCGUGACCAGAACCACUGUGGGAUCAGGAUAUGGAGGAGGAAGCAACCUCAGCAUGGGGGGUGGCAUGUGCAGCAUGGGGAACAACUACAGCUGCAGUGGGCCCGGAGGGAGCAGUGCCCUGGGUGGGGGCAGCAGCUCCAGCAUGAAGUUCUUCUCCUCCUCCUCCUCCCGGAGAAGUUACAGGAGCUAAAGCUCUCCCUCCCUAGCCAGAGAACACCACGACACGGGUCCUUCACCACAACAUAAUCAGGGGAAGCAGAACAGGAGCCACCUGAACCCGAUGUCCUGUGGCGCAGGAGCCUUAUUGGAAACCUCCUCUCUUGCACACAUGCAGGGCUCCGCCGUGGAACGGGAAUCCCUCUGUUUUAAAUCUGCAGCUCGCUUGUUACCGCUCAGCUUUCUGGUUUUUUGUUGUUUUGUUAUUUUUUUUCCAGCCAGAUUUUGUAUAUAAAAUGUGUCCCAUGACUUUCUCUCUUCACUUUCUGGUGUUUGUCUAAUAAAAAUGCAUAUGUAAUUUAUUCUAUUGCGUGGAGCUUUUAAUUAAAGGCAUGGAACAACAAAUGCAAAUGCGGAUAACGAGCACUUUUCAUGGGGCCCUGCCCAGUUCAAGGUGCAGUUUUUUGCUCCCUGUUCAUGUCUCCUGAAUCUCCCCAUGAGCAACCAAAUAAAGGCACGGUGCAGCAGCAAGGGGAGGGUGCCAUGGGUUGCAAUGCGUUGCUUCUCCUCACUGAGCAAGGAAAACCCCCGGAAGCAAAACGCAGGGCACGCCAAGGCAAGAGUAAGGCACAGGGGAAAAGGUCUGGGAUUCAUUUAGCGUGCAGCCUGCAGCCAGCACAACAGCUCCCAGGGGGCACAAAGGGCUGUGCCAGGCGUGUGAUGUACCUGCAUGAACUUAGAACAAUAGGGAACUAAUUAGCAGGGAGUCAGCACAACCACCCAACUUGUCCAAGGAUAUAAGCCCAUCUCGAAACUCUAUUUACUGUGAGCUGUCUCACCUCAGUUC
Meleagris gallopavo (turkey) is the source of this 2501-nucleotide messenger RNA. Its product is annotated as keratin, type II cytoskeletal 75-like. The record is from RefSeq and is a predicted model, not a curated record. Gene Ontology annotation, cellular component: keratin filament. NCBI's taxonomy places the organism in Eukaryota, Metazoa, Chordata, Aves, Galliformes, Phasianidae. Gene Ontology annotation, biological process: keratinization; intermediate filament organization. Gene Ontology annotation, molecular function: structural constituent of skin epidermis.